Molecule: messenger RNA, 1314 nt
Organism: Cornus florida
Lineage: Eukaryota; Viridiplantae; Streptophyta; Magnoliopsida; Cornales; Cornaceae
Product: GDSL esterase/lipase At5g45960-like
Exons: 5
Coding region: 89-1177 (362 amino acids)
Molecular function (GO): hydrolase activity, acting on ester bonds
Source: RefSeq, a predicted model, not a curated record
GAAGCAGAUUUUUUUUUUUUUUUUUUUUUUUUUUUUUUUUUUUUUUUUUUUUUUCGACGAGCUUGGGAGUUGGUUUCAACUAUUCAAUAUGAUUUGCCACACGCACUUUCUAAUUUUUGUACUAUUUUCUAUGCUUAUCAUUUUAAUCUCAAAAGCUCAAACCCUUACCAACCUGCAGAAGCCCAUUAACAAAUCAAUUCCGGCAGCUUUCACAUUCGGAGACUCUACAGUUGAUCCCGGAAACAAUAACUACAUUGGGACUCCCUUUACGAGCAAUUUUCCACCAUAUGGCAGAGAUUUUCCGAACCACAUUCCAACUGGAAGGUUUACUAAUGGAAGGCUCGUUGCAGAUUUUAUUGUUUCAUAUGUUGGUAUCAAAGAUAACGUGCCACCAUAUUUGGACCCAACGCUUAGCCUCCAGGAGCUGAUGACCGGAGUUAGUUUUGCCUCUGCUGGCUCCGGAUUCGACCCUCUUACAGCACAACUAAGUCAAGUCAUCCCAAUUGAAAAACAAGUCCAAUACUUCAAAGAAUAUAAAGCAAGACUUGAGCUCAGUAUAGGAAAAGAAAGAACGAAGAAUCUGAUCGGCAGAGCUAUAUACAUUGUCAGUGCUGGAACAAACGACUUCAUUAUCAAUUAUUUUGCUACACCGUUUCGACGAAAAAGCUACUCUGCCUCAAGUUACAGUCAGUUUUUGAUGCAACAAUUCCAAAUGUUCAUACAGGAACUGAUUGAGCAGGGAGCUCGGAAAAUCAUGGUGACCGGAUUACCUCCAAUGGGUUGCUUGCCUUUAGCAAUCACCAUUUAUUCAGGAGACGCAUUUCAUCAACGCCAUUGUGUUGAAACCCUAACAUCCGUCGCUAAAGACUUCAAUCGGAAGCUCCAAAUUAAGCUUAAAUCCAUGCAAAACAAUGGCACCACCAUCCUCUACCUGGACGCAUACAAACCGCUGAGUGACGUGAUCCAAUGGCAGAGACAGUUUGGUUUUGAAGAUGUUACCAAUGGUUGUUGUGGGACCGGGCUUCUUGAAACAACAUUUCUAUGCAAUCCAGGAUCAGCUGUUUGCGUUGAUGCCUCCAAAUAUGCAUUCUGGGAUUCAGUACACCCAACUCAAAAGACAUACCACAUCAUCUUUCAGUCUAUAUGUUCAGUUAUUGAUUCCCUCAUUCAUAACUAGUUUUCAAAUUAAACAUAUUACUCGUUCUAAAAUAAUUUGUCCCAAAAUAAGUGUCUCUUACGGAAUUUAAUUUUUUAUGAGGAUAAUUUUUACUAUUUUUAUAAUGAAUGAAUUACCCAAUUUAUUCAUAGUGGAUC